Xenopus laevis (African clawed frog) is the source of this 2800-nucleotide messenger RNA. RefSeq names its product putative selection and upkeep of intraepithelial T-cells protein 1 homolog (gene btn2a1.L). Lineage: Eukaryota; Metazoa; Chordata; Amphibia; Anura; Pipidae. The record is from RefSeq and is a predicted model, not a curated record. The transcript has 12 exons. Bases 156 to 1202 code for a protein of 348 amino acids.
GUCUGAAUUUAAAUACAGCGCGCGUCGUCGGGGGCGGGGCUGUCCUAGCAAGUGAAGAGCAGGGUAAGAGAAGCUGAUCUGCUGGAGCUGCGCGCUGGCUGGUGUGACUCGGCUGGGAAAAUACACUAAUACAGAUCUUUUGUUUAUUGGGGAUCAUGGCACACAUCAUUUUAAUUGGACUUUGCAUUUUUUUGACACAGUAUAAAGAAUCUCUUUCAAUCAGAUUUAAGGUCACAUCGGUGCCAUCAGUUGUUGCUGCAUUUGGGUCCGAUGUGGUGUUACCUUGUCGUCUGACCCCUGAGAUGAACGUAGAGAAGAUGGAAAUCCGUUGGUUUAAGCCUAUGUACCAGCCGUAUGUUCAUCUUUAUAUUAAUGGGAAAGACGAUUACUUGAUCCAAAUGCCUCAGUUUACUAACAGAACAGAACUGAUAAAAGAGAACAUCACUAGAGGAGUUUUCCCUUUGAUGAUCCGUAACAUCACCGUUCAGGAUUCUGGGAAAUAUUAUUGUUUUGUUGAUUCCGGUGACCAUGAGAGCAGAACAACAAUAGAACUAAAUGUUACUGCUCCCUUUCACCUAAAAAUCAGAAUACCUCGUGAGGCACCUGUCAAACAAAAGAGCCAGGAACAGAGAUCAGAAAGUAAGAAAGAUGGGGCUGUUGGAACUCGCCCAAACAUUUCCAAAGUUAACAAUGACACGCUCCUUUGUGAAUCCUGUGACUGGUUGCCAAAGCCUUAUUUGACAUGGACAGAUAACGAGGGAAAGCAAAUAAUGUCAUCAGUGGAAAGAGUAUUGAGAGAUGAGAAGAGUUUGUACUGUAUCACUAGUAUUAUCAAUCUACCAUCUACUUCAAAUAUCACUUGCACAGUCUCUAAUUCUCUAAAUCAGAGCAAGGAAUUCUCCAUGCAGAUCAGAGAAAAAGGACAGCCACAAACCUGCAGGGAUCUGUACAGUCGCUACAUUAUAUUCUGGCCUUGUCUGGCUGUUACACUUGGAUGUAUUUGCCUUCUCUUAAAGAGUCAUAGAGAACAUCAGAAAGAAUAUGGGCAACUUCAGAAAAAAUAUGAUGCUCUUCUGGGAUCAUUGUGCAAGUCAUGCAAUAAUAAUUGGACUCAUCCGGCAGAGAAAGCUGCCCAGAUUGCCAGUUUGUCAAGAUCCUGUUGCAAGUGUCACAUCCUGGAUGGAAUGAAUUGGGCUGGAUAAUUUUGUGUCAUCUGCAAACACUGAUCUACAUAGAACACCCUGAGUGCUGACAACAUAUCUUGCAUAUCAUAAGGUGUCUCAGAAAAAGUGCUGAGUGCGAUAUGCAGAGUGAGUCACAUUGGCGUCUCAGUGAAUGGGAAUCUCUGUGCAGAAGAUCCAGUCCCAAUAAUCCAGUCCCAAUAAUCCAGUCAGACGGGGUGGGAUCAAACUCAUGCUUUCCUUCAUAAGUGACGUGCUAGUAACAGAUAAGGACAGAACACUCACCACUAGCAAUGGGAAAGUAACACACACAUAGAAACUGUGCUAUUUGUGUGUUCCAGGGUUCACUUUAAUAUUUAUUUUGUUUUAUGCACUUCUGAGGGCUUAGGAACUUUGCCUUUUUUUUGGAUGUGGCAGAAAAUUGGUUAGAAUUUCUAUACAAAGCCUUAAACCUACACUCUGGAGGACUUUCCACAUUUUGCAUUAAUGUUCCUCCACUGAAUCUCAUCAUCUUCCAGAUUACCAGUAGAUCUGAAUUUAGAUAAGUUCUUUGAAUGACCAAAACUGUAGCCAAGCACUUUGCAGACUUUUAUGGCUAGAAUAUCCCAAAGUACAAAAUUAGCAUUAAUCUCCACUGACCUCUGAUAUAUAUAUUUGGUUCUUUUUAUAUACAGGUAUAUCACAGCUGAACCGUUAUUUCUCUUCUGUCAACAGAAUUUGUCUGACCUGGUGCCAAAAACUAUAGUUGAAGUCAGUGGUAGGAGAGGGGUAUUGAGGGAUAAGAUACUUGACUUCAUAGCAAAUCACAAUACUAUGAGUGUGUGCCAGCAUGAUUUUAUGCGCAAUAAUGUAGAUCUAGAUUAACUUAAUUUCCUUUUAUGAAAAGGUGAGCAGGAACCUCGAUUCUGGGAUGGCAGUGGAUGUGAUUUACUUAGACUUUGCUAAAGCAUUUGAUACAGUGCCACACAGAAGGUCACUGGUUAAAUGAAGGAAUGUUGGCCUGGAACAUAGUAUUUGUACCUGGAUAGAGAACUGGCUAAAAGACAGACUACAAAGAGUGGUGGUAAAUGGAACAUUUUCUAAUUGGACCAGAGCGUAUACAUAUGUUAAAUAAACAUGUCUGUGAUGUGUCGCUAUUGUGUCUUUGGCCCAGAUAAGUCGCCCCCCAGUAGUUACGUCACUGAGCCAGUUUUUUCAUUUAGCCAGUGUGUCUGGGCUGCACUUUUUCAUGGAUUUCACUUUUUCAGAUGUUUUCAAAUAAAUCCGUCAAUAUAAUUGCACAUAUAGUGACAAUCUACCUUUAUUCUUGUGUUUUUUGUUAUGUUGAAAAUCACAAAAAGAAUAAAAUAUUGUUACAUUCAUCUUGUUUUAAUAGAAAGAUGUUACUGAGUUAAUACUUGUACCUGCUGUGUUUUGUUUUUGAUCAGAAGGUUUGAAUGAAAGUAUUCAGAUCUGUAUGGAGUUGAAAAUUGUAAAUCUAAAUGCACAGAUUUACUGUCACUUGUGUAAAUAGAUGAAUUUUGUUUGUUCCUUUUUUGACAUUAUGCAUUUUGUUUUUUUGCUUAAUGAAAAGACGGUUAUGAUUAAGCCUUUAUUUUAAAUAAAGCCAAUUCUACAAA